Messenger RNA from Raphanus sativus (radish), 2085 nucleotides. RefSeq names its product RAN GTPase-activating protein 1-like. Lineage: Eukaryota; Viridiplantae; Streptophyta; Magnoliopsida; Brassicales; Brassicaceae. The transcript has 2 exons. Bases 333 to 1910 code for a protein of 525 amino acids. The record is from RefSeq and is a predicted model, not a curated record. Gene Ontology annotation, molecular function: protein binding; GTPase activator activity.
AUAUAGAUUGGCCCUCACUUGAUUAUUGUUUUUAUUUUGAAAUUUGAAAAGGGGAUGAUUGAUUGCCUCCAAAGCACGCACGCAGGCACGCGUCUCAAUGAUUCUCUCUCUUUGUUUCUGCUUAAUAUUUACGCUUCUCCUCUGAUCAAAUUUAAAAAAGAAUAAAAACACUCCUCCUUCUCCGAUUCGCAGCCUUCAUCAGGAAACUAGAGCAGAUAAGGUGAGUGAGAAACCCUUUGAAUUGGGAUUUCUCUUACUUUUCUUCGUCCUGUUCUGAUUUUAUCAUCCUUAUUAUAUCGCAUCUCCCUCCUCUCCAGUCCGAAGCAACAAGUAUGGAUCAUCGUUCAGUUAAAACCACUACACCAACGGUUAUAACAGUGAAGAUGUGGCCACCGAGUAAGAGCACACGCCUGAUGCUCGUGGAACGCAUGACCAACAACUUAUCAACACCUUCCAUCUUCUCCCGUAAGUACGGUCUUCUGACUCCUCAACAGGCCCAGCAAGACGCCAACCGCAUCGAAGACCUCGCUUUCUCCUCUGCCAACAAACACUUCCAGAACCAGCCCGAUGGCGACGACGGCACAUCUGCUGUUCAGAUCUACGCCAAAGAAUCCAGCAAGCUUAUGCUCCAAGCCAUCAAACGUGGUCCGAAGGGUAGAUUGUUUGAUUUAUCAGGUGGACGUAGAGCCUUCAUCGAUGAAGCCGAGGCGCGCGAGCUUCUGAGGCCUUUGGCUGAUCCAACUAAUAACUCUUACACCAAGAUCCGUUUUACGAACCGUAGCUUCGGAUCCGAAGCUGCCAAAAUUGCUGUUACCGUUCUGUCUUCCAUCAAGCAUCAGCUGAGGGAAGUUGAUCUCUCCGAUUUCGUGGCGGGAAGACCAGAGGCGGAAGCAAUCGAAGUGAUGAACAUGUUUUCGUCUGCCUUGGAAGGAUCCAAGCUUAGGUAUUUGGAUCUAUCCGACAACGCAUUGGGUGAGAAAGGGAUCCGAGCGUUUGCGUCACUCAUCAAGUCUCAGCGUGACUUGGAGGAGCUUUAUCUGAUGAACGACGGCAUCUCCGAGGACGCUGCGAGAGCCGUUCGCGAGCUGCUUCCUUCUACUGCCAAAAUCAGGGUUCUCCAGUUUCAUAACAACAUGACUGGAGACGAAGGAGCCGUUGCCAUUGCUGAGAUUGUGAACAACUGUCCUUGUUUGGAAGAUUUCAGGUGUUCUUCUACGAGGAUUGGUUCCGAAGGAGGUGUUGCGCUUGCUGAGGCGCUUGAGUCUUGUGGACGGUUGAAGAAGCUUGAUCUCCGUGACAACAUGUUUGGAGUCGAAGGUGGGAUUGCUCUGGGAAUGAGUUUAUCGGUGUUGAGUGAGUUAACUGAGAUCUAUAUGAGUUAUUUGAACUUGGAGGAUGAGGGAACAGAGGCGCUUUCCGAAGCUCUUAUCAACUCUGCUCCUUCUCUUCGAGUUCUUGAAUUGGCUGGGAAUGAUAUUACCGUGGAAUCCACUGGGAAACUGGCAGAUUGCAUCGCCUCUAAACAGUGUCUUUCGAAGCUGAAUUUAUCUGAGAAUGAGCUCAAGGACGAAGGGACUGUCUUAAUCGCAAAGGCGCUUGAUGAAGGUCAUGACCAGUUGGCUGAAGUUGACAUGAGCACCAAUAUGAUGAGAAGAGCUGGGGCAAGAGCCUUGGCGCAAACUGUUUUGAAGAAACAGAGUUUCAAGCUUCUGAAUAUUAAUGGAAACUUCAUAUCUGAGGAAGGUGUGGACGAGGUGAAUGACAUGUUUAAGGACUCCCCGGACAAGCUUGGUCUUUUGGAUGAUAAUGACCCUGACGGUGAAGAAGAUUUUGAAGAUGAAGACGAAGAAGAAGACAGUGAACUGGAAGCAAAGCUCGGAGGACUGAAAAUCAAGCAAGAGGAGGAAUAGGAGGAAGAGGUAACAUGAAGUGAUGCUUUUUGUUUUUACGUAGGUAUGAGAAGUUUUAUCCAUUUCUCUAAGUAUGAAUGUAAGGAGGAGGAUCUAAGACGUCUUAAGUUCUAUUCCCUUGAAACAUCAAACCUUUUAUCUUCAAGUUAACAAGAAGUGUUGUUGUUGUUGGUCU